Molecule: messenger RNA, 4442 nt
Organism: Rhopilema esculentum
Lineage: Eukaryota; Metazoa; Cnidaria; Scyphozoa; Rhizostomeae; Rhizostomatidae
Product: coatomer subunit alpha
Biological process (GO): intracellular protein transport; retrograde vesicle-mediated transport, Golgi to endoplasmic reticulum; intra-Golgi vesicle-mediated transport
Cellular component (GO): COPI vesicle coat
Molecular function (GO): structural molecule activity; protein binding
Source: RefSeq, a predicted model, not a curated record
AGGGUAGGUUCCAUUCCUCUGAAGAAGACGAACUGACGUGGCGGCCAUGAUGUGGUAAAGUUACUUUGGCCUUAUCAAAGUGAACAUUGUUAUUGGUUUGCAAAGACAAUAUUUUGCGCCAUGUUAACUAAGUUUGAGACCAAAUCAGCUCGUGUGAAAGGGAUAGCUUUUCAUCCCAAAAGACCAUGGGUUCUUGCUGCACUUCACAAUGGUGUUAUUCAACUUUGGGAUUAUCGCAUGUGUACACUUUUGGAAAGAUAUGAUGAACAUGAUGGACCUGUCAGAGGCAUUGACUUUCAUGUUGCUCAACCACUCUUUGUUUCUGGUGGAGAUGAUUAUAAAAUUAAAAUCUGGAACUACAAACAAAAGAAAUGCAUUUUUACCCUCUUGGGUCAUUUAGACUACAUCAGAAGUACAUUUUUUCAUCAUGAAUAUCCAUGGAUUCUAAGUUCUUCAGAUGACCAAACUAUUCGAAUUUGGAACUGGCAAUCUAGGACUUGCAUUUGUGUAUUGACUGGACAUAACCACUAUGUGAUGUGUGCACAAUUUCAUCCUACAGAAGAUUUAAUUGUUUCAGCCUCACUUGAUCAAACUGUGAGAAUAUGGGACAUGUCAGGGCUUAGAAAGAAAACAGUGGCUCCUGGUGGAUCUGCACAAGAAGACAGCCACAAAGCACCAGGUCAAAUGGACCUAUUUGGACAAUCAGAUGCUGUUGUGAAACAUGUUCUUGAGGGUCAUGACAGGGGUGUCAACUGGGUGGCAUUCCAUCCAACGAUGCCUUUAAUUGUAUCAGCUGCUGAUGACAGACAAGUCAAAUUAUGGAGAAUGAAUGAGGCAAAAGCUUGGGAAGUUGAUACCUGUAGAGGUCACUACAACAAUGUUUCGUGUGUUUUGUUUCACCCAAGACAAGAACUCAUAUUAAGUAAUUCUGAAGAUAAAAGCAUUAGAGUCUGGGAUAUGUCAAAAAGAACUGGUGUCCAGACAUUCCGACGAGAAAAUGACCGUUUCUGGGUCAUGGCAGCACACCCUACCUUGAACCUGUUUGCAGCAGGCCAUGACAGUGGGAUGAUCGUGUACAAAUUAGAGAGGGAACGCCCCGCCUAUGCGGUGCAUGCAAACACCCUUUAUUAUGUCAAGGAACGCUAUCUUAGAAUGUAUGAAUUCGGUACGUCAAAAGAUGUACCCAUAAUGCAAUUCAGACGAAGUACUUCAAGACCAUUACCAGUCUCCUUGUCGUUCAACCCGGCGGAGAAAUGCAUCUUGCUCACUUACAAUGGAACAAAUUCGUCAGGGACAGAUUCGGCUGUUUACGAGCUCCACUCUCUCCCUAAAGACGCUAACACCAAUGAUCCUGAAGUUUCGGAGGGACGACGCGCUGCAGGAAUUAACACUGUUUGGGUUGCUCGAAACAGAUUUGCUGUAUUGGAUAAGCAGCAGAAUGUUGUCAUCAAAAAUCUAAAGAAUGAAAUCACAAAGAAAGUGCAGACUCCUCCAUGUGAAAUGAUUUUCUACGCUGGAACUGGAUGUCUUCUUUUGAAAGAUCCUGAGCAAGUUACACUUUUUGACGUGCAGCAGAAGAGGAACUUAGCCUCAGUAAAGAUCAGCAAAGUUCGAUCUGUUGUCUGGUCUUCAGACAUGACUUAUGUUGCUCUUUUUUCCAAGCACGUUCUUGCCAUCUGCAACAGAAAGCUGGAGAGCCUCUGCACCAUUCACGAAAGCGUUCGUAUAAAAAGCGGUGCCUGGGACGAUUGUGGUGUUUUUGUAUACACAACAAGCAAUCAUAUAAAAUACAGCCUUACAAAUGGUGACAACGGAAUUAUAAGAACUCUGGAUCUCCCAAUCUACAUAACAAGAGUCAAGGGAAGCAGUGUUUAUUGUUUGGACCGAGAAUGCAAGACUAGAGUGAUGAAUAUUGAUCCAACUGAAUUCAAGUUUAAACUAGCCUUGGUCAACCACAGAUAUGACGAGGUUUUGCAUAUGGUUCGAAACGCUAAACUUGUUGGUCAAUCCAUUAUCUCCUAUCUGCAGAAAAAAGGAUACCCAGAGGUGGCACUUCAUUUUGUAAAAGACGAUAGAACAAGAUUUGGUUUGGCAUUGGAGUGUGGAAAUCUAGAGGUUGCAGUCGAAGCUGCCAAGACUUUAGAUGACAAAGGAUGCUGGGAGAAACUCAGUGACAUGGCAUUGCAACAUGGAAACCACCAGGUUGUUGAAAUGUGCUACCAGAGAACAAAGAACUUUGAUAGGCUAUCCUUUCUGUAUCUUAUCACCGGCAACAAUGAAAAGUUGAGGAAAAUGCUGAAAAUUUCUGAAAUUCGAAAAGAUGUGAGCGGGCAUUUGCACAAUGCUUUGUACAUCGGAGAUGUGGAAGAGCGAAUAAAGGUUUUAAAGCAAGUUGGACAAGGUUCUUUGGCCUACCUCACAGCUGCCAACCACGGACUUGCUGAUGAGUGCGCUGAAAUAAUGUCAACAUUCAAUCUAGAUCCAGAGAAGCUUCCACCUGUAAAUCCAAAUGCAAAGUUGAUGCGACCCCCCGUCCCUAUCAUGCAAAACGAAGGGAACUGGCCUCUUCUUGCCGUUAGCAAAACACUCUUUGAAACAAAAGGCGGACUGAAAGAUUCUGCGACUGCUGGUCUGGAUGCUGGAGAUAUCGGCGAAGCUGGUGGAGAAGGCUGGGGUGAUUCAGACCUCAUUAUCGAUGAAGAGGGUGGAUUUGGAGAAGACGCGGAGGAGAAGCUUGCUUUGGACGAAGAAGGUGGUGGCUGGGAUGUCGGGGAUGACGAUCUUGAACUGCCUCCUGAUAUGGAUGUCGGUCUACCGAGUGCUGAUGGAGAGGGUUAUUAUGUGCCGCCUACCAAAGGACUCAGUCAGUCUCAGGUCUGGGUGACUAAUUCACACUUGCCUGGUGAUCAUGUUAGCGCAGGCUCCUUUGACAGUGCAGCUAGGCUCCUAAACGGCCAGCUAGGCGUUGUCAACUUUGCGCCUUACAAGCAGCUAUUCACGUCAACAUACGCACGCUCAAGAACUUCGAUUCCCGGAUUGCCUUCGACACCAGACCUCUUUGGAUAUCCACAUCGUAACUGGAAGGAGGCUGGUGCCAAGAGUGGCCUCCCCUCAGUCAGCUUGAAACUCAACGACCUCGUUCAGAGACUGCAGUCUGCCUACCAAUCGACAACUAUGGGUAAAUUUCAAGAUGCGAUCGAAAAGCUCCACGGAGUACUUCUCAGUAUCACGUUGUUGGCAGUUGAUACAAAACAGGAAAUCUCAGAGGCACAAGAGCUCCUUGGCAUUUGCCGAGAAUACAUUGUCGGUCUCCAAAUGGAACUUAUUCGCAAAGAUCUUCCAAAGACCAAUGCGGCACAGAUGAAACGUGUUUGUGAGCUUGCGGCCUAUUUCACACACUGCAAUCUACAGCCAAUUCAUCUCAUUCUCACACUCAGGACAGCUUUGAACCUUUCAUUCAAGAUGAAGAACUUCAAGACAGCUGCGUCCUUUGCUCGCCGUCUUUUAGAACUCGGACCGAAACCAGAUGUCGCUCAGCAGACACGAAAAAUUCUCCAAGCAUGUGACAAGAACCCAGUCGACGCCGUCCAGUUUGAUUAUGAUGAGCUAAAUCCAUUUUCCGUUUGCAGUAUUUCUUACACUCCAGUUUACAGGGGUAAGCCACAAGAGAAAUGUCCUUUAUGCCAAGCUGUUUAUCAGACAGAACACAAAGGCAAAGUUUGCACAGUUUGCAAGGUUGCUGAAAUUGGAAGACCGGGACAAGGCUUGAAAAUAAGUGUUUCACAAUUCAGAUAAUGUGACAAUUGUUUUGAGACAUUAUUCAGUAACUGGCUUAGAGGGUUUCCAGGAAAAGUGAGUUGCUGCCAGAGAGAACGAUAGAUACUGUCAUCUGAUAAUUUGUUUUCGAAAUCUUAUAGAAUUAUAAUUAGAUAUUGCUAAUAAUGAAAAUAUGGACCACUUUUUCUUGUUGUAUCGAACUGAUUAAAUCAUUAUUUACAUGUUUGCAAGCUAGUCAAAUUUGGAUCUUUCGGUUGAUAUUAUGACAUAUGUGAUAUUUCCAACCUUCAGUCUUCAGACUUCAUUAUCGAUAACGUCGUUAAUAGAGAUCUGGACAUAUUUAACAUAGAAAAAAAUUACACUGCUAUCGUCAAAUAUAAAAACGCUCCCCUUGGUAAGAUGUGGCUUGCUAGUGGCCUUUAAACAUGAACUGUGCUUUGUCAACUUUAAAAAACUCGUUGAUUACCAUUUCCCUUUCUUUGCAUUUAUAGCUGUAUGAAGACCCGGGACCUAAACCUCCACGUUUUAUUAUAUCAGUUUCGAAAUAGUUCUUUUACGGCAUGCUAAAUAUGUAUAAUUCUGAAGAGUUAAUGAGAAACUUUAGAUAGUAGCUGGGUAUUCUUUGAGCUAUUCUCUUAUAAAUCUCGAAAGAUUUUAUUAUCUUA